CCUCAUCUGAAUGUUCAUUGGUUACAGGCAAUCAUGCCAACCAAUGGAGUAAUUUUUGCUGUCAUCAUUGCUUCCGGGUGUUUUCUUGGAAGAAGAGCCUUUUAGAUCUGAUGAUCUUUUAUUUUCAAAGAAAAAUCUAAAAGGUUUCGGUCAUUUUCACGUUUUCAAAAUGAACAGGAUAUUUGGACGGAGUAAGGGAAAAGAUGCUCCUCCAAAUCUGUCGGACUGCAUUGGGAAUGUGGACGCCAGGGCAGAGUCCAUCGAUAAAAAGACUGCCAGACUGGAUGCAGAACUACUGAAGUACAAAGAUCAAAUGAAAAAGAUGAGAGAUGGACCCUCAAAGAAUAUGGUGAAACAGAAGGCAUUGAGAGUACUUAAACAGAAGAGGAUGUAUGAAGGCCAGCGGGAUCAGCUAGCUCAGCAGUCGUUCAACAUGGAGCAGGCAAACUACACCAUCCAGUCGCUGAAAGACACCAAAACCACGGUGGAAGCCAUGAAGAUCGGUGCUAAGGAGAUGAAAAGGGCUUACAAGGACGUCAAACUGGAUCAGAUUGAAGACCUCCAGGACCAGCUGGAGGACAUGAUGGAGGAUGCCGGUGAGGUGCAGGAGUCGCUGAGCCGCAGCUACGGCACGCCGGAGAUAGACGAGGACGACCUGGAAGCAGAGCUGGACGCCCUGGGAGACGAGCUCCUGCUGGACGAUGACAACACGUACCUGGACGAGGCCUCUGCCUCCCCGGCCAUCCCUGAGGGAAUGCCCAGCGACAGCAAGACCAACAAGGAUGGUGUUUUGGUGGAUGAAUUCGGACUUCCACAGAUUCCGGCCACAUAAAAAGAAGACUGAUGAAAUAAGCAGUGCACCAUUAGACUGAAAACACUUUUUUUAUAUGUAGAGUAACAUUUAUACAGGCAGAUCAGGUUGAGUUCAGAACACUAAAGUAUUGAACACUAAAGUUGUCUUGUACGGUCAUUACUAAUAACAUGUUAGCAUGUGGCCUUGUAAUAUAUAGUUCUGCUUGUUUUUUUCCAUAUCCUAAUACCUAUUUUCCUUGUCUUUUAGUUGUCUUAUUUGCAGUAUUAUUCCAUUUUAAGUUAUCAUGUGUUGACUAAUUUUUAGUAGUGAAGAAAUUCAUGAGGGCCAGUCAAAACAUUUAUUUACUUUUGUGGAAAUUAUGGAAUUGGUUUCCAUUUUGUAUGUGUGUGUGAUUGUAUGACACCACUAAAAUAAAAUAUGCAUUUAAUUUCACAUUGAAUUAAUGUUGAUUAUUUGUAUUCAAUAUUCUUUCUAGCAAGGACGUUCUUCCUCUCUUCUUUUUUCGUUGUACAUUUUGCUAGAUACACUUUUAUACAUGUGUAUAUAGUACAUAUUUGAUUAAACUAUAUCACACCAUGAUUCCCUCCUGUAAACAAUACACAGUUGCCCACAGGAUGGUUAAGGUGCUGGACUCAUUAUCUAAUCAUAAUACUCUGCUACUGGGAGUGAUGCAAAAGGAAGAGCAAUUGCAUGUUUAAUAAAAAUAAAAAAAAGUCUA
This is a messenger RNA of Gadus morhua (Atlantic cod), 1532 nucleotides long. It is a transcript of the gene chmp5a, whose product is annotated as charged multivesicular body protein 5a. Gene Ontology annotation, cellular component: multivesicular body. Gene Ontology annotation, biological process: vesicle budding from membrane; late endosome to vacuole transport via multivesicular body sorting pathway. Bases 170 to 832 code for a protein of 220 amino acids. The transcript is spliced from 8 exons. The record is from RefSeq and is a predicted model, not a curated record. Lineage: Eukaryota; Metazoa; Chordata; Actinopteri; Gadiformes; Gadidae.